Phyllostomus discolor (pale spear-nosed bat) is the source of this 1791-nucleotide messenger RNA. RefSeq names its product coiled-coil domain containing 106 (gene CCDC106). The transcript is spliced from 6 exons. NCBI's taxonomy places the organism in Eukaryota, Metazoa, Chordata, Mammalia, Chiroptera, Phyllostomidae. Gene Ontology annotation, cellular component: nucleoplasm. The record is from RefSeq and is a predicted model, not a curated record. Bases 448 to 1293 code for a protein of 281 amino acids.
GCGCCUACCGGAGGACCGGGAGAGCAUCCCUGUCCGCUCCGAGAAUCGCCGUCCCUGACGGCCUGCCCGCCGGUGGGUGGGCACUUCCCUCUGCUUCCCGCUACACUCUGCAGACACUCCCCGGAGCCGGGCAUGGGCACCGCAGCAGUCGGUUCCCGGGCCGGAUUCCGCUCGUCGGUGACUCGUUCUGGCCAGGAUAUCCCAUCUGUGGACCCCACAGGACUCCGCUUCUUCUUCCCUGGGUACUUGUGCAGCUGCCCAAGAGUUUGGGCCCCCAAGGUGUCCUCCUAUCAGACCCAGAGGCCCUGGUACUCAGCACUUCCCCACCCUACCCCCCAGCCCUGAGAAGUGUGUCCCACCUCCUGAGAUGUCCCUCCAUCUGUGGCUGCUCUUUCUGUCCAGUGCUUCUGAGGCGCCCAGCUGCUGGGGUCCGUGGGAGGCUGCACCAUGAGUGACCGAAACAGCCGGAGGAGGACACUGAAGAAGGACGACGAGGCCUUCGAGGUCUCUAUUCCCUUUGAGGAGACGCCCCACCUAGAUCCACAGCUCUUUUACAGUCUGAGUCCCUCUCAGGGAAACUUCGAUGAGCCUCCGGAGGCUGCGUCCCCAACCAUGGCCCUGAUGAAUGGUGUCAGGGCCCAGCUGCACAUGGCCCUGGAGAGGAACUCAUGGCUGCAGAAGCGCAUCGAGGACCUGGAGGAGGAGAGGGACUUCCUGCGGUGCCAGCUGGACAAGUUCAUCUCUGCUGCGCGCACGGAUGCUGAGGACCACUGCAGGGUGAAGCCUGGGCCCCGGCGAGCUGAGGGCGAUGGCCGGGGUGGGGCUGCGGGUGAGGCCUCCGACCCUGAGUCCGCUGCCUCCUCACUCAGCGGGGUGUCUGAAGAAGGCAGCAACAUGGACAGGAAGAGGCAGAAGCAAAAGGGAGGCGCUGGCAGAAGGCGUUUUGGGAAGCCCAAGGCCCGGGAGAGGCAGCGGGUGAAGGAUGCUGACGGUGUCCUCUGCCGCUACAAGAAGAUCCUGGGCACCUUCCAAAAGCUGAAGAGCAUGUCGCGGGCCUUCGAGCACCACCGCGUGGACCGCAACACGGUGGCACUGACCACGCCCAUCGCGGAGCUGCUCAUCGUGGCCCCCGAGAAGCUGGCGGAGGUGGGCGAGUUCGACCCCUCCAAGGAGCGUCUGCUUGAGUACUCCCGCCGCUGCUUCCUGGCCCUGGACGACGAGACCCUCAAGAAGGUGCAAGCCCUCAAGAAGAGCAAGUUGCUGCUUCCCAUCACCUACCGCUUCAAGCGGUGAUACCGCUCCACCUGGCCCGGGCCAUGCCCUCCAGCCCCAGCUCCACUUCCCUCCCAUCCCCUGCCUGGCACACAGAGAGCGUGUGCAUUAGUGGGGUGCCCCUCGCCAGGGCCUGACAGUGGGCAGCGUGCUUCUGUGUGUGCCUCUCUCCUCCCCCUCCUGCAGACGCCCACUCCCGCCCCAGGUCCCUUGUAUAUACAAUAGAUCUGCUCUCCUUUCACUCCACUUUCCCAGCAUCCUUCCCAUUCCCACGGUUGGGAAGGUCUCACUUAACCCAGUUCCCAGGGACCUGGUAAACACUGGCACCCCUCCUGCUCUCGCUGGGCCCUUCCUCCUGGGAAAAGGGCGGGACUCUGAGGGGCGGGGACACUGUACAUACCCGGCCUCUGCCCACAGCCCCGAGGACCUGCAUUCUGGACCUUCCCCAACUCCGCGUGAGACAGAGAAUUAUUCAGAGAAUUUAAAUUAAAAAAGAUGAUAAAAUUUGGAAUAACCUAG